AAAAGCAACAGAUUGAUGAGUGCUCGAUUUAAAUGUAGCUUUCUGCUGCGUCGCCCCUAAAGAUAAACCCUUCUACAACGACACUGCUGUCGACGCAAAGCUGCAGCCGUUAAUAUCACGAUUGUGCAAGAAGUAUACUUGAAAUUGCAAAAAGUUUGUAGCUUUUUUUUGUUUGACUAGAAGGGGUUGGGUGUAAGCUGUAGACUGUCUGUUUCUGCUUUCCGAAGUACUCAUUGAACAUUACAAACUGGGUGUUAAGUUUUGUUCUCAUUUUUGUUCGAUUUGCUGUCUGUGAAAAAACCUUCGCGUUCUUCAGACCUGUAAACUUUACAGUAGUACUUCUUCCUAGCUGUAGCUACAACUCAGAAGAUAUUAUCAAAGACUCGCGACCAUCAGUUUCUAACGCAGAAAGAAUCUAAAUUAAAUGUCGGGAUUUUUCGGCGUGACUUCGUUGGGCCCUGGGCAGCCGAUCGGAUGCAACUUGCUGUCGACGUUGGGCGUGACGAGUUUUGCGGAUGAGGAUUUCAAAAAGGCCUUUGACACACUUGCGAGUGCGGACGGAAGCAUACCAAGAAUUGACGUGUAUCUUUUUUCAUCUUAUCGCAUAUGGACGCAGACGCUUAGUCAGCAUACAGUAUGAACAUUAGAUGAAGUAGAAAUGCUUUGCAAUGACCCUUUUGAUCGGAUGGUAACCCAUCUCCCAAAAAAUAUAAAGGUACGAAUGCUUGACGCGGACGUACGGCUUCGAACCAAUGCCAGAAGAAAUCAACAUCUUCGUUUAUUACAAUGAAAAAUACCCCCACCCCCGAACUUGAAAGCAUUUGUAUUGCAAAUCUUUCCAAAUGAAACAUUCGCCCUCUUGCGUGUAUCAGCAUCACAGAUUUCCGAUCGUGAAUAGCAAAAAUUUCUAUUGCAAAAGAUCCCAGCAAAAGCGGUGCUUGUCAUGCAAGCGAUGCGAAACACGACUAGAAUCUGCAUCAGAAAGAUUCGUACUCCUUUCAUGCAUGACAAAAAGCUUUCAUUUGGAAACUUCGCAUCACAAAUUCCUGCAAUCAGGGGUGGGUGGCAUUUUUCACUGUGAUAUCGUUUCCACCAUGAAGCUGCAAGAGGAAGGCAGUCUCACCUGGAGCGAGUUCCUGGAGGGGCUCUUUGUGAUUCGGGAAAAAGUGAAAAAGAUCAGCAAGAAGGCGACACAGUACAAUUCUUCAAUCUUUCAUGCUUUUGGCUGUUCUGUUCCUUUUUGAAAUGUUUGUUCACAUAUGAUCGAGGGGGUUGAGCAAAAGUCAGUGACUUUUUUCAUUGGCGGAAAAAUUACAAACAGCUACGACUCGUACCAAGAUUCAAUGGACGACAGAAGGAAGCAUGCCCGCGUCAAGUACGGCCCAAUGGAAAUCUACAAGCGGCCCAUGACCACGGCGCAAGCCGUUGGCUGGCAUGAGGAAGAGGUACCUACAGCAAAUUCCACGUUGUGGUCUCAUCUCGUGUUAAUCUGAACCUUAACCUUCAUUUUCCUGCUUAUAAAGAGCGUUUGCUUUUUCAUCUUGUUGGAAUUCGAAUUUUCAGACGAGCGGUGCACGUUACCCAUUCAAGACCGAUCAUGCACAGAAUCUCUAUACCUUUAUUCUUGUUUCUUGAGCUUGUCUAAAAAGGGUGUGUGAAUGAAAAUACGCAGGUCUUCAUUGACCGCUUCCCCAAGUCGUCCUGCGCCGAAACCAAGUAUGCCGAUGCGGUCAUCAAGGCCGGGGUGCAGUUUGCUUAGGCAUGUGUCGCGGACGAAAUGACUACUUUUCCACGGAGCAAGUAACCAACGGGCAGCAGCGAGGCUGGGCUUUGGUGUGGAUUAGUCACGACCCACGUUUAAAAAUAUCGUGUAGGUGUAACCAUAAGAACCAACAUAGUACUUACGUCAUGAAAUGACUACGAUACUCAAGAAGAUCAUCGUGAUCGUGCGCCGCGAGACAAUAUGGUUGUACGUGAUAUUCCACCUGGACGACUCGAAGUCCAUCACCGCAGUCUGUCUGGAGGGUUGCUUGCUCGCUGGCAAAAAUCCUGGUUUGAUUUCGCUUUGACGCUGAACUGCGGGAAUCCGGAGCUUUUGAAAGAAGGGUGCUGAGCAGGUAGUCGCACUGUAAAA
Messenger RNA from Amoebophrya sp. A120, 2134 nucleotides. Lineage: Eukaryota; Dinophyceae; Syndiniales; Amoebophryaceae. The record is from the annotation of a GenBank genome assembly.